UACUUUAUUCAGAUACUGGCUCCACGUAACAUGGCUCUUAGGUAGUCGCACUCUUCAGUUUUGUUUUCAUUGGUGCUCCACUUCUUUCCAAGAUUUAGAAGGGAACGUCUCGUGCAGACUCGGCGCCUCGUCUUCAGCGCACGCAAGACUCGCCGCCGAGAUGAACGCGGUGAGCGCUUCGCAUCCUCUCAUCACCAGUCAGGGGCCACAGAUGCCCCCGUGAUAUUUCUGCAUAACAGGCUUAUCUAAUCCCAGAUGCAACAUCCAGUCUCAGAAAAACCCAAAUCUGGAUAGACUAUUGAUAUGAAUCAGGAAUCACGCGCGUAAGAGGGGGCAGGGCUGUCAAAUAGCGUGUUUGCCAAGUUCGGUCCUCACAGUCAGACGGCAUGAUAUUUUGUUGAAACAAACGUUUACUGUAGUUAGAUCCAGCCAGAAGGAAGUUCCUGGGCGACGAGACCCCAACCCCGGUGCAGCGCGGCGCCGGGGAGCAGCCUGCAUUGUUGGACAAACCCCCGAUGCACCCUGCGCCAGUUUAUCCAAGAAGACUGAUGGCUAAGACCAGAGUCUCUUAUGAGUAUUCGGAGGCAGAGGACAAAAGCAUUCGCCUCGGACUCUUCCUCAUUGUAUGUGGCAUCGUGUCGCUGUUCAUCUUGUGCUUCUGUUGGUUGAGCCCCACCUUGCAGAGCAUGCAGAGCAAGCCGGCGAACUGCACCGUGAUCUCCGUGCGCCGGCUGGAGGAACGGUUCGAGUGCGUCUUCACGUGCGGGGCGGACUGUAAAGGCACCUCGCUCUACCCGUGCCUACAAAUAUUCGUCAAUAAUUCCGAGUCCAACUCCAUUGCGCUCCUGCACUACGACGAGCAACAGCUCGUGCUAAACCCCAAGUGUUCCUACGUUCCUAAAUGUGAGAGGGAUAACCAGAAGAUGCGUGAGGACGUUAUAAGGCUCCAACAUUACUGGAGUGAAGAGGGCAGUAACCAAACCUUCACCUGCUUCUUCAACCCCCAGAGAAGGCCAGACGAUGUGUUGUGGCAGCGCUCCCAUGACGCCAGCGUGCUGCUCCACUGCGUGCUAUGGCCGAUGGUCAGCCUGCUGGUGGGCACGCUCAUCGUGCUGCUCACGGUCUGCGCUCGCAGCCUGGCCGUACGCGCCGAGGCCAUUCAGAAGCGGAAGUUCUCCUAAGUACGCGCGCGGACGGCCUGCCCUUUUCGCUCACGCCGAUUUCCUUUUGGCACCUGCUUCUCGCUUCGCUGUGGGGCGCCGACGGCCAAACGAACGCGUUUGGGACGGAAAUACUGGCACGCGCGAGAGCGCAACGGCGACACGCCCCGCUCCGGUUAGUGCACCUGGUCGCGCACGAUCCCACGGACUUCGCCCAGGACUAGAAGCACAUGUGCGAUGCUCGCGGCUUUUCUCGGUCAUGGGCUUGUGCCUCGCGUCCUAGUUUAACUUUACUGGGGAUGGUCCAACCAAAAAAAGCUUUUCUUAAACGGCAUUUAUGGUUAAGCCUGUUGAGGCCACAGAGAAACGUACACGGACAAGCUUCACGCACUCCUCCCUGAGUCGCUACGGUGUCCCGGUGCUGUUUCCAUUCCGCCUUUGUGUUCGUGUGCGUUUCCAUCAUCUCUCCCUUUGCUUCCGUCUUUGUGACGUGUCAUUUGUGUCAACAUAACGCUUAUUCUAACAUAUCCAUGGGAUCCUUUACGUAGCAUUUGCUAAUGUAGCAGUAAAUAAAAAAACAAACAAAAAAACGCACUACUGAGCAGCUGUUUUGGCCAUCUUCCUCUUCCUCUACCUCAUCCAUGUGUCACGCAUAGCCAUACGUCACUUGAAACGUCACCUCCGCCAAACUAAUGAAUUCAUACAGUUAUUACAUGUUUCGUGUAAUGGUCGAGUGCUUGCUUGACUAAUCACAGUUAACGUUAUACCUCUCCCUAAAAUCUACACAUACUGGACGUGUGUGAGCAAUAUCUCAUGUUUAUUAAAACAUAAGGUACCACUGCAGGUUCGUCUUUGGAAAAAUUGAUAAAAACGUCUUUGCAAAAUUGGUAAUAUUGUGUAUAUUAACGCAAAAUUUUUCCAUAGCAAAACACAAAACCAGAAGCUGUAAUCCAGUUUAGCGAAACAGGCUGCCCAUUUAAACUUAGGAAAACUGUGAUUUUAGCUUUAAGCAUAAAGCAGUAGUUUUUAUAUGCUUAAAAUUGCAAACUAGAAACAGAGGAGUGGAUUUUCACCUGUCAGAUAUCAUGGUUUGUAUUCAGGCAAUUGUGUUGUAAAAUAAAUGUUAACGUUACUUCCAGUGGUAGAAAUAUUCAGAGCUAAUGUUCUGGACACCACUGUUACCCUCCUGCCAAAGUCAUCUGAAACUGAUCACAUUUGACCCUAAAUUUGAACAGGUUUGAAUCAGAUUUCCAGUGUAUGCCAUCAGGGAGAAAUCAGACUUAUGUCAUAGUAAAAAAUCUAAAACAAUAACACAUGUCCACAGGGCAUAAUGGCAUAACAGUAGCUAAAUGCUGUAUGGUAGUAGUCAUAUUUUCUUAAAACACACACACACACACACACACACACACACACACACACACACACACACACACACACACACACAAUCACUGUGUUCUGAAAUUAAUUGUACAGUGUGUUCAAUUAGCAUUUGAAAUAUGAGAUAUUAAUUCAGAUUAAAUAUUAAACAAUGUUAAUCUCAAAGAUGAAAUGUACUAAAUGUUCUGACAUCUAUUCUCUGCAUAUAUUGGAUUCUCUUCAUUUGCUGGUUCCACAUUCUUCAGCUGCAGGUUUAAAUCAGGGAGGUCAGUAAAUACACUACACAACAUGGUUGUGUAGGUAACAAGAGUGAAGGAGUGAAGGUGUUACAAAACAAUUAUGACUGCUAUACUAGUACACGGCAGCUUCCAGCUUGAUUUACUUAAUUUAGUUUAUUACUACAUACACACCAAUCAGCCAAACCAUUAAACCCUCUGACAGGUGACGUGGAUAACACUGAUGAUCUCGUUACUGUGGCACCUGGCCAGGUGUGAGAUAUAACAGGCAGUAAACAGUCACUUCCUGAAAUUGAUGUGUUGGAAGCAGGAAAAAUGGGCAGGUGUGUGGAUCUGAGUGAUUCUGACAAAGCAGAUGACUGGAUCAGAGCAUGUCCACAAAAGCAGGUCUUGAGAGGGGUUCCUGGUAUGUAGUGGCUAGCACCUACCAAAGGUUAUCCAAGGCCGGGCGCUCUGUGACCCAGCAAACAGGGUCACGGUCUCCUGUGGGAAGUGACGGCUAGUCUGGUGUGAUCCCAAAGAAGAGCUGUUGUACAUCAAACUGCUGAAAAGGUUUGUGCUGGCUUAGAAGGGAGCCUGGUCUGAUGUUUACGGUCACAUCACAUGGCCUGGUGCGUGUGCGUCCCCUGCCUGGGGUAGAGAUUGCACCAGGAUGCAUUAUGGGAAGGAGGCAAGCCAGCAGAGGCAGUGUGAUGCUCUGGUCAGUGUUCUGCUGGGAAACCUUGGGGUCCUGACCUUCAUGUGGACAUUACAGUGACACGAACCACUUACCUACACACAGAGAGACCUACACAAUAUUAGGCAGAUGGUUUUAAUGUUAUGGACGAUUUGUG
This is a messenger RNA of Electrophorus electricus (electric eel), 3606 nucleotides long. Its product is annotated as calcium-activated potassium channel subunit beta-4. Gene Ontology annotation, cellular component: membrane; voltage-gated potassium channel complex. Gene Ontology annotation, biological process: detection of calcium ion; potassium ion transport. NCBI's taxonomy places the organism in Eukaryota, Metazoa, Chordata, Actinopteri, Gymnotiformes, Gymnotidae. The record is from RefSeq and is a predicted model, not a curated record. Gene Ontology annotation, molecular function: potassium channel regulator activity; calcium-activated potassium channel activity.